This is a messenger RNA of Tripterygium wilfordii, 1918 nucleotides long. Its product is annotated as ethylene-responsive transcription factor CRF2-like. Gene Ontology annotation, molecular function: DNA binding; DNA-binding transcription factor activity. Bases 696 to 1670 code for a protein of 324 amino acids. The record is from RefSeq and is a predicted model, not a curated record. Lineage: Eukaryota; Viridiplantae; Streptophyta; Magnoliopsida; Celastrales; Celastraceae. The transcript has a single exon. Gene Ontology annotation, biological process: regulation of DNA-templated transcription.
CUUGGGCGUGUAUUGUGGGCAAUCUUAUCUCUCCAAAGUCAGUCGUCUCCAGUAUCUCUCAAAUUGCUCUUCCUCUGAUUCUCUCCCUCCCCCAUUUGAAUCUUCUCAUUUUCUUUUUUGUAUUUGGAGAAGAAUAGCAAACAACAAAAAACUGGGUUGAGGCCUCGAGGGUUGGAGGGUGAUUCGAGUCACUUUGAUUUUCUUUCCUUUACCGGAAAGCUUUGGGUACAGGACUUGCACUUUUUCUUUCCCUCUCUGUGACUUUCUUUGAAAAAUUUCCCCUUUUUUUGUUCUGGGUCUUGGUCUCUCCUGUGUUUAAUACUACUACCCACACCAUUCAACAUUCUCUCGGUGACAUUUCCACUCCCACUCCCACUCUUUAUCUCUCCUUUUUUUUUUUUUUUUUUUUUGUGUUACUUUCCUUGAAAUUUCUCGGCCUCCCAUAACUUUUUGAGAGACUAUUUAGUCUCUCUUUGUAGGUAGAUUUUAAUUUUUCUCUCUGUUUCAAGCUUCUCUUUAACGUGUUUUACUCACAGCUUUCUAGCCUUUCUUUAUAUCCUUUCCCUCUUUAUUCUCUCAAACGAAUCUGACCCUUUUUGCCCCCCCUCCAUUCAUAGUCUUUAGCUCCGCAUGCUCAAGCUCUUCUUCUUCAAUGCCUACAAAGUGAUUCUGCAAAUAACCCAUUUAUUCUGUCGAUGAAUCCAAGCAUAAUGCCUCCAAUCAAAUACACUGAACACCGCAGCCAUACCAAGCUAGUUAGACCUUCAAAUCCGAGUCAAGAGACAAAACCCAGAGUCAUUCGAAUAUCAGUCACAGAUGCAUAUGCCACCGAUUCCUCAAGUGACGAGGAAGGUGAGGUUUAUGGGAGACAGAGAGUGAAGAAGUUUGUGAACGAGGUUGUGGUAGAGUCCAGUGCGAGCCAAAACGACAGCGUUUGGAGAAGGUCGUCACGGAGUAACAGGAAAAAGGCGAAAAAGUCUGUUACAGCCGGGAAAGCAGUAAUUAGUCUCCGGCCGGCGACGGCGGAGAAGAAGUUUCGAGGGGUACGACAGCGGCCAUGGGGGAAAUGGGCGGCGGAGAUCAGAGACCCUCUGCGACGUGUACGGCUCUGGUUAGGUACCUAUGACACUGCAGAGGAGGCUGCCAUGGUCUAUGACAACGCGGCUAUUCAGCUGCGUGGACCCGACGCGCUCACAAAUUUCGUCACUCCGCCUUCAAAACCCCAACCGGAAAGCAAACCGGCUUUAUCUUGCGGCUACAACUCCGGCGAAGAGCCUCUGAACAAUAAUAUCUCAUCUCCGACCUCUGUGUUACGGUGCCCAUCUCCUUCUUCAAACGAGGAGGCCGAGACGCAUAGUAUGAUUUCAAGCAAAGAAGGCCCAGAAGCGGUAGGUGAACUCCGCGAAGAGUCGAGUAUGUCGAGAAAUUUCUCGGACUCUUCAUCAUCUGGAGGUACUCUGUUUCCAAAGGAGAUGUUCGAUUUUCAGAGUUCCGUGCCGGACAUUGUCGGAGAAGCAAGCCUGAGAACCGGGUAUUGGAUCGACGAUUUCGGCGACACAUUCCUGAAUUCGUGUAUGGAUUUCGGAUUCGGGUUCUCAAACUGGCACGUGGAGGACCAUUUCCAAGAUAUAGGUGAUUUGUUCGGGUCGGAUCCUCUGGUUGCAAUGUGAAGCUUCAUCAUUCUUGUAUUGCCAUUAUUGCCCUUCUCUUGAGGCAAAAUUUUGUAUUGGCAGGAAGAACGCAUAUAUCGGCUGCCUCUUUUAUUAAAAUUUUGAUUUAUGGUUUAUUAUUUAUUAAGUAAUUAUAAAUAUCAGUAAUGAAAAGAAUCUCUGUCACAGUAACGGUGGUGAUGGAGAUGUCUUCUUGUGUGUAAGCUCUUUCUGGUUAUCAUGAAUUUAUAAAAAGUUAUUUAAUUUAA